Messenger RNA from Auxenochlorella protothecoides, 1557 nucleotides. RefSeq names its product Thermostable carboxypeptidase 1. Bases 1 to 1557 code for a protein of 518 amino acids. The record is from RefSeq and is a predicted model, not a curated record. Lineage: Eukaryota; Viridiplantae; Chlorophyta; Trebouxiophyceae; Chlorellales; Chlorellaceae. Gene Ontology annotation, biological process: proteolysis. The transcript has 10 exons. Gene Ontology annotation, molecular function: metallocarboxypeptidase activity.
AUGGCCACUGCUGUUACCCCUGGCGAGGUUGCCAUUGCUCCCUCCUCCAAGGCCUUCACCGCCCUGUCGGAGAAGCUGAAGGAGAUCCAGGCCUUCUCCGGCAUCUCCGGCCUGCUGGGCUGGGACGAGAUGGUGAUGAUGCCCGCCGGUGCCGCGGGGUCGCGCGGGGCCCAGAAGUCGGCCCUGGCCGGGCUGCUGCACGAGAGGAAGUCUGACCCGGCCAUUGGGGAGCUGCUGGAGCAGCUGCAGCGGGAGGAGGGCCAGGGGGCCGACGCAUUCCGGGCCGCCGCUGUGCGCGAGGCCGCGCGGGAGUACAGGAAGGUCACCGCCGUCACCAAGGACCUCGCCAAGCGCGAGGCGGAGCACGAGACCGAAGCCUACCAGACCUGGGUAAAGGCGAGGCAGGCCUCCAACUUCUCCCUCUUCGCCCCCGCCCUGGAGAAGUGGGUGGCCCUGCGCAGAGAGCGCGCCGCCCUGAUUGACCCCGGCAAGCCGGUCUACGACGUCCUACUGGACGACUACCAGCCGGGGCUGACGUCCGCGCGCCUGGACUCCAUCUUUGAUCAGGUCAAGGCCGGCCUGGUGCCGCUGCUGGCGGACCUGCGUGCCCGCGGCACCCCCCCGGACACCGCCUGGCUCAAGGGCGAGUUCGACACCGACGCUCAGGCCGCGCUGUGUCGUGAGAUCGCUUUGACCCUGGGCUUCGACCUGGAGAAGGGGCGCCUGGAUGUGUCGGUGCACCCCUUCACCGGUGGCGCGCACCCGACGGACGUGCGCAUGACCACGCGCUUCAAGAAGGACAGCCUGCUGGAGGGGCUGACGGGGACGGUGCACGAAACAGGGCAUGCGCUGUAUGAGCAGGGGCGCAACCUGGAGUACGACGGCCUGCCUGUCAACGAGGCUGCGGGGAUGGGGGUACACGAGUCUCAGAGCCUGCUGUGGGAGCGCAUGGUGGGGCUGGGGCGGCCCUUUGCCGCCUACCUCCUCCCCAAGAUCAAGGCGGCCUUCCCUCAGCUGCCGCAAGACAGGACUGCAGAGGACCUGUACCGCGCCGUGAACGAGGUCCUGCCCCGCUCCCUGAUUCGCGUGGAGGCAGACGAGGUCACCUACCCACUGCACAUCAUCCUGAGGUACGAGCUGGAGAGCGAGCUCGUGCGGGGCGACAUCUCCGUCGACCAGCUCCCAGAGCUGUGGAACAAGAAAAUGAAGGAGUACCUGGGGGUUGAGCCUGAGAGCGACGCGCAGGGAGUGCUGCAGGACGUCCACUGGUCCUACGGACUCUUUGGGUACUUCCCCACCUACUCGCUGGGGGCCAUGAUGGCAGCCCAGAUCUUCGAGGCGGCACGCAAAGACCUGCCCGACUUUGAGGCGGAGGCCGCCGCCGGGAACUUCUCCAAACUCAAGGCCUGGCUGAACAAGAACAUUCACCAGGUAGAGGUCGGAAGCCUGUACCCCUCGGCCGACGAGCUGCUGGAGAAGGUGACAGGGAGCCCUCUGGACCCCAGCAUCCUCCUGGAGCACCUGAAGUCCAAGUACUCAGAGUUGUAUGGCCUGUAG